Molecule: messenger RNA, 2125 nt
Organism: Syngnathoides biaculeatus (alligator pipefish)
Lineage: Eukaryota; Metazoa; Chordata; Actinopteri; Syngnathiformes; Syngnathidae
Gene: plin3
Product: perilipin 3
Exons: 8
Coding region: 182-1456 (424 amino acids)
Biological process (GO): lipid storage; positive regulation of triglyceride storage
Cellular component (GO): cytosol; lipid droplet
Source: RefSeq, a predicted model, not a curated record
UGAUUGGUCAAAAGUUCAUAGCACAACUUUCCACUCCUCCUUCAAGUUGGGGUUAAAAUUGCCAAUGUGCGGAUCACUGGGGACUAAAACGCAGAAAGAAACAUCUCCAAACUGUCAGACGAGGACAAGAGCCACCCACGACCACGAGUGACAAGAAAGAUUGAAUUCAGUCGUAGCAACAAUGGCAGACGGCGUGAAAACUAUUGAGGCUGGCGCUGGAGCUACCGGAGACCAGCAGAAUGUUGUUUCACGGGUCGGCAACCUGCCGCUGGUGAGUUCCGCUUGCGACGCAGUCUGCAACGCCUACACGAGCACCAAAGACAGCGUUCCCAUGCUAAAGGGCGUGAUGGAUGCGGCCGAAAGCGGCGUCCGGACUCUCGGGGCAGCUGCCGCCACGGGAACCAAGCCCCUUUUGAACAUUAUUGAACCGCAGCUGGCGACGGUGAAUGAAUACGCCAUGAAAGGUCUGGACAAGAUGGAGCAGAAGUUGCCUAUUCUUCAGCAGCCGGCACAAAAGGUGGUGUCAGACACGGUCGGAAUUGUGUGCCAGUCGGUGACUGGCGCCAAAGACAGCGUGGUCGGGGCCGUGAUGGGCGGCGUGGAGAAGACCCGGGCGGCCGUCAGCGGCGGCAUCAGCACCGUGAUGAGCACCAGCGUGGGCCAGAUGGUCAGCAGCGGGGUGGGCUUGGCCCUCACCCGCUCCGAGGACUGGGUGGACCAAAACCUGCCACUGACCGAGAGAGAACUGGCUGCUGUGGGUGAGCCUGCCACUUGCCAGGUGUCGUCAACCACCCCCAGCUACUUCGUCCGUCUGGGAAACCUCUCGGCCAAGGUGCAGGAGCGAGCCCUCCAGCAAUCCCUCACGCGGGCUCGACGAGCCAGGGACACCACACGCGCCGCGGUGGCCCAGCUGUCCAGCACCCUGGACCUGCUAGAGACCGCCCGCACCGGGAUGGCUUCAGGCAGCCACCAGAUAGGCGGCGCAAUAGAGCAGCUGCAGCAGCGCUGGACUGAGUGGAGCCAGAAGCAACCUGGAGGCGGGCAGCCGGUUUCCGACGGGCAGCCGGAUUCCGACGGGAGCCAGGAUGAGGCGCAGCGUUUGGAGUGGCGUGUGCUGUCCAUGGCGCGGGGCCUGAGCGAGCAGCUGCGUUCGGCGAGCUCCAACGUGGUGUCGAGCGCUCAGGGUCUGCCGGGAGCCGUGCAGGAUCAGCUGAGCAGAGCCCGACGCUCGGCCGACGAGCUGCAGGCCUCCCUGGUUGACGCCGGCUCCCUCACGCCUCUCCUCCUGGAGAAGAGCCGCCAGCACUUGAGCCAAGUUCAACAGUCUCUGGAUGGUGUCACGGAGUACUUGCUCAACAACACGCCGCUCAACUGGCUGGUGGGACCCUUCGCCCCGAUGAUCACGGAGAGGAUGGGGGAAGACGCGGAGACGGCCCAGCAGAAGUCAAACGCUUAGUCGGCCUUUUUACAUUUACACUAAUUAUUAAAAAAAAAAAAAAAAAAAAAAAAGAGCAUUUCACACCCUCCCAAAUGUUUUCAAAAUAAUUAACUCUAACCCCGCCCAAAAAAUUGUCAUUUACGCUUAAAGAUUUUUAUUUUAUUUUUUUUCUAAAAUGCACUGGAAGUUUCAGCAAGUAAUUGAGGAUGGCAACGGACUAUAAAACAUAUUUUGUCAAUUGUUUGACACACAACAUAGACUGGUGUUACUACUUACAUCUAAUGGCAAACAAAACAAAUUGGAAGUGACAUCAUCGUGUUGAAAUGUGGAAUGUAUUCGCGCUUUGUAAUAAUUUCACGACUGUACUCCAUUUUCGUGACUGACAUCACGGCUCGGCUUCACUAAACGACGGGGUCCACAAUAUUUCCCAAAGGUCUCUGAUUAAUCAAACAACGUUUCAUUUCAUAUCUUUGCUACGCAACGAAGCAAAUUCAUUCUUUGGCAUUGUGGUCUUUCAAUGUUUUUCUCAGUGCACUUUAUUGUUGCAUAUUUUCGAAGCUUGAUUUUUCUGUCUUUAACAUUUUAAAAAGUGUCUUUGGCACAAAGCACACUUUUGUAACCCUUUGUUGUCACGAGGUUUCAGUGUUAUGUGCGAAACGAUUCGCAGAAUAAAAUGUCGGUCACGGA